GUUCAAAUCACACUGAAUCGCAAGCAAAGAUGGCCGCGUCACAAGUAGUUUUGUAGUUCCGAGACGAGACGUUUGUUUACGAGCACAAUCUCAACGGACUGGAUCUCCGCCUAAAGUCCUGCAGCUAUAUAUACUCACAGGGAUUCCGAAGCAAUGCAUUCCACCGACAGCGCCAAAGGCCUGGGCAGCAAAUUGACUGCAAUCUGUUGCCUGCUCCUCCACCUCUUCCUCUUCCCACAGCCAGCGGCAUCACAGACUCAAAGUUCGCCGCGUUAUCUACAGAAUGGGGAUAACAACAACGAUCGCAUGCAGCAGAUUCUCAAGGGAUCGGGAGCAGUAUCGGGGGUCACGCAGCUCAAUUGGCCACAGCCGCCCAAACAGACGAUUCCCAACGUCAGGACUGAGCUGGCUAAGCUUAACAACACAUACCUUUACCAGAGUGCCUGGCCGGCGAAGAAUGUGAAGCUCGGAGCAGUGACAGCCGUAAGCUUCGACAAGGCCGGCAACGUGGUGAUCUUCCACCGGGUGGACCGCAUCUGGGGACAGAGCACCUUCGACUUGAAGAACGAGUUCCAGGAGCAAUACCGUGGUCCCAUCAGGGAGAGCACUAUCCUGGCGCUGGAGCCCUCAACGGGCGAAGUGCAAUACGAAUGGGGAAAAAACUUCUUCUACAUGCCGCAUGGUUUAACCGUCGACCCCGAAGAGAACGUUUGGCUGACGGACGUGGCCAUGCACCAGGUCUUCAAGUUUCCCCCACGUGGGGGCAAUGGAAAGCCACUGCUUUCUCUUGGCGAGAGAUUCAAACCCGGCUCAGGUCGGAAAUUCUGCAAGCCUACAUCAGUGGCGGUGCUAGACAACGGUGACUUCUUCGUGGCGGAUGGAUACUGCAAUGCCCGAAUUCUUAAGUACUCGCCGGCUGGCGAUAUAAUCCUCACCUGGGGACAGAACUCCUUCGCCGGGGUCUCCUACGACGUGGCGCCACAGAACUUCUUUGCCAUUCCUCACGCCCUGACCCUCGUUCCGGAGCUGGAUCUGCUGUGUGCGGCGGAUAGGGAGAACGGACGAGUGCAGUGCUUCUUCUCCAUCAACGGCACAUUCCACUCACAGUACCACAGCCAGCUGAUAGGGGACCGCCUCUUUAGUAUGGCCUACACCCCGGCAGCGGGUGGGCAGCUGGUCAUCGUGAACGGACCCACUGCCGAGUUGGGCAUACAUCCUGAGCACUACAACGAGGUGCACGGCUUCGUAUUGAACAUGCGUAGCAAACAGCUGGUGUCCAAGUUCGGGCCCAAUAACUUGGAGUUCCACAACCCCCACGACGUGGCCGUCACAGCCGACGGCAACGAGAUCUAUGUGGCCGAGCUGAAUCCCAUGCGCAUCCACAAGUUCGUGCACAGAUCGCAGGCUAAGCCGAUGUCCUUGUCGGCCACCAAGGAUUCCAGCAACAGCGCCAUCAGCAAGUCUGUGGGGGAGGAGCCAGCGCCGUUGCAAACGGUGCACCAUCCCAGCGGCAAGGCCAUUCUUGUGGCCUCGCUCAUGCUACUCUUCGCCGGCUCCACUUUCGCUAUGGCUCUACUGUUCGCCCGACGAAGGAAAAGAGGUAACCAAGCGAUUAACUCCGCUCCGCCCAGCGACCUGGUCUACCGCAAGCUGACCUCUUCCAAUCAGAGUUGCCUUCCAUUCGGAGCCCGCAGUCGUCGCCAUGCAUGGGAGAAGAGCGAGGGCUUCAAGCUGGGCGGAUUGCUUGAUCGGGAUCGCAAUGGCUUCGAGAAGCUUGACCAGCAAGCCAGCGACGAGGAGCAGGAGACGACGACGCUGGCUGGCGCCCAGUUUGCCUAGGCGAAGGACCAAGACUUACACAAGCUAACAAAGCAUUCCUAGUUCUAACUACCUGUACCUCAUUGAACUAACGACUUAGUUGUACUUGUCCUAUGUGUGACUUUUGUUUGUGAAUUUAAUUUAUUUUUUUUAAGGGUUGCCUUCCGCAGAGAACUCCGAUUAUGAGUAGUGACUUUUUACAAUUUUAUGAAAUGUGUUUUUAAAUUUUCCUUACUGUGCCAUAACUUUUUAAACGCUAACCAGUUAUUGGUUGGUAUUUUACAAUGUUUGGAUGACCAGAUGUGCACACAUUUAUAAAAAUAGUCAUGUUACUCUUUGUAUAACUUUUUGAAGCAGAAAGACUUUUAAGAGCAAACGUUUUUAAUUGUAAUUUUUUAUAAAUAUGACUUACUAACCCCAUCCAUGCUCGAAAAUAUCUGAGAUAUAAUUCCAUGAACUUAUAAUUUUUAUUUUGAAAGAUUACAAUCGAAAUUCUCUGCCGAAUACGCUUAAUUUCUUGACUUACGCUGCGAUUGAUUUGCCAAAUGGAAUAUAGUCUUAUGAAUCUGU
This is a messenger RNA of Drosophila rhopaloa, 2388 nucleotides long. RefSeq names its product peptidyl-alpha-hydroxyglycine alpha-amidating lyase 1 (gene Pal1). The transcript is spliced from 6 exons. Gene Ontology annotation, molecular function: catalytic activity; protein binding. Lineage: Eukaryota; Metazoa; Arthropoda; Insecta; Diptera; Drosophilidae. The record is from RefSeq and is a predicted model, not a curated record. The coding region runs from base 154 to 1839 and encodes 561 amino acids. Gene Ontology annotation, biological process: peptide metabolic process. Gene Ontology annotation, cellular component: extracellular region; membrane.